CGCGCGAGCGGGUGUCGCCACGGGAAGAGCGAGUGUCGCACGAGCCGCCAGCCGGCGCGUUAUGGACGUUGCAUGAGCGGGCGCGAGCGCGACCGCUGGAGCCGACGGGCACGCCGGUCGUGGAGCGCGCGCCGUGGGCCCCGGGCGGCGCGGGCAUGCGCUUCGAGGGCGCGGAGCGGCGCGACGCCGUCGCGUUCCACCCGUUGCUGGCGCCGCGGCCGAGCGACUUCUCGGUGUCGGCGCUGCUGACGGCGGGCGCGCUGCCGCCGCCUCCGUACCUGCCAGCCGCACUUGCUGCUGCCGCCGCGCUGUCCGCGCCCUGUCCGCUGCUCAAGCCGCCACCGCCGCCGUACGCACCGUUGCCGCCUGACGACGACGGUGUUGUCGAUGACCCCAAGGUCACGCUCGAAGGCAAGGACCUGUGGGAGAAGUUCCACAAGCUGGGCACCGAGAUGGUGAUCACCAAGAGUGGCAGACGUAUGUUUCCUGCCUACAAACUUCGCGUUUCUGGUCUUGAUAAAAAAGCAAAAUACAUUUUGCUAAUGGACAUCGUAGCUGCCGACGAUUGCAGAUACAAAUUCCACAACAGUCGGUGGAUGGUGGCUGGGAAGGCUGACCCUGAGAUGCCGAAGAGGAUGUACAUCCACCCCGACUCGCCGUCGACAGGCGAGCAGUGGAUGCAGAAGGUGGUGUCCUUCCACAAACUGAAACUGACGAACAAUAUUAGUGACAAGCAUGGUUUCGAGCUCAUCUAUUGCCAAAGUCAACGGAUGUUGUCAAAGUUGCUGUGGCCCAACGCAGGUCCUAGUGCGCCCAGAGAACCCCACUCAGAUCAUUUGUGUGUUACACAGACGAUCCUGAAUUCGAUGCACAAGUACCAGCCCAGGUUCCACCUGGUGAGAGCCAACGACAUCCUGAAGCUGCCAUACUCCACCUUCAGGACAUACGUCUUCAAGGAGACGGAGUUCAUCGCGGUCACCGCGUACCAAAAUGAAAAGAUAACACAAUUGAAGAUCGACAACAAUCCGUUCGCGAAAGGCUUCCGAGAUACGGGAGCGGGCAAACGAGAGAAGAAUCUGUCCGUGUACCGCAGGCAGGCGAUGCUGACCGCGCGGUCAGACAACAGGGACGAUGACGACGAGCGGCCGCUGGACGUCGGCGGCCCGUCCAGUCCGCCCCCGCCCACCACCUCCACGCAGCACAAUACUAGCUCCUGGUUCAGUUCGAGUGGAGGUGGCGGUGACUCGGGCGCGGAGGAGGGCAUCGAGGCGGGCUCCGACUCAUCGUGCUCGGCAGGGCGCGCGCCCUCUCCCCCAGCAGGGCCCUCGCGGCCCUCGCCGGCGCCCGAUGUGUCGCUGGGUCCCCCGGUGCAGCCGCCGCUGCUGCCCUACCUGUACCCGCCGUCGCUGUAUCCGCCGCCGUUCUUCCCGCCGCACCAGAUGCCGCCCGGGCUGCUGUUCAACCUGCACCCGCUGCUGCAGCAGUACUCGCUGCCGCCGCCUCCAGCGCCGCCCGGGCCUCACGGGGCGGCUGCGCUAGGCAAGGCGCACAGGUUCGCGCCGUACGCGCUGCCAGGGCUGGGCUCGGCGUUCGAGCAGGUGGCGCCGCGAGCGCGGUCGCUGAGCUCGUCACCCGCGCGUCCGCGGCCGGGCUCGCCCCCGGCGCGGGCCGCGUCGGCCGACCCUCCACCGGACGCGCCGAGCUCCACCACGCCGGCCACGCCGCCCGCCUCCGACCUCAAAAGCAUCGAGCGCAUGGUGAACGGCCUCGACGUCGAGACCCAGGACUGAUCGAUCCUAGUACUGUACAUACCUGUGUAUUUAUAUGGUGGGCCCCGGCCGACGUUUUGUAUCGUUCCUAUUUUGUUUUUUCUUUCGAGUUCUAUUCGGGUCGAUAUUCGUAUACUGAUUGUAAAUAGUUAAGCUUACAUUAGGAUUCACGAUGUAAGGUUCUCCGGACGGACGAGGUCGCGACAAUAUGACUCUCUGAAACAAAACACUUCAAUCUAAGUCAAACUCUGAACACAUUCAUCUCUCUUUUCCUUUCUUUUGAUUCCCGUGAGUUGUAGUCAAACAGUGAUAUCCGACAAAUCCCAUUAUGUCUAAUUUGUCUGUUCUCGCGACACCGCCCGUCGAGCGUAGCAACCCUCACGUUAGCGUCACAUAGCAACACCGCAAUAGCAAUAGUUUUAAAUUAAUACUCUGAUUUCGACUGUCCGCGGAUUGUAGAUGAGAUGUUAUAGGUAACUAUGGAAACGAGCUAAUUGUGAAGACCAAAGUGAAGUGACAACAACAUCAAGGACAUAAAUGUGUGGUUUAUAAAAUAGAGUAAUGGAGUUUCUUAUAUUGCAUGACUUUUCUCUAGAUGUUAAAAUUAGAAUACCUGUUAUUUGACUUUUAUUCCUUUAAUAAUGAUAAUCAAUAUUUUGUUUUAUUUUCGUUUUUAUAUUUUUGUAGUCUUACAAUCCAGUGGUUUAUUAGUAUUUUGUUGAUGUCACCACUACAACCCGUAAAGUCGAAAUAUUAAUUUCAUUUCCCACUUCGAAUAAUUAAUUAUUAUUAUUAAUGAUAUCGCUUUAUUUUGUAAAUACAUUUUGUAAGGUAUAUUUACGUGUUUAACUAAUAAAUAGACAUAUUUUGAAAAUAUGUUUUGUCAAUUGUGCUGUGAGAUAGCAUGGGUCCGAUUGCUGCUUUUUAGUAUCUAUGUAAAUUAAUUGAAAUUAAAUUUUUUGUAAAAAAGUAUUUACCUGAUUGUAAAAAUUGGUAAAUAAUCGUAUAGAAAGAUGAAUGUUACUUCGAUAGACAGUUUUAUAAGUUGGUGUAAGUAGACAUUUUAAAUUAAAAGAAAUAAGCGUUUAAGUAAUUAAUCGGCAUUUUCAUAAUGUCAUUUUAUGAAAAUUUGUCAUAAAACUUAUAAGUCUUAUAACACUGUCUACGCGAAAUAAAUAAAUAAUUAAAAUACUAAGUAUAAAAUUUUCUAUCUUCAAUUGGCAAAAUGUAACAAAAAAGCGAUUUUUCAAAAAAGCAACAAUCGGACGCGAGCAAAAAAAAACGAUUGAUAAAAAAAUCUAACUAUAAGUUAAAGUUUGUAAUAUAUAGUUAAUAAAUAUUGUAGUUAA
Messenger RNA from Spodoptera litura, 3118 nucleotides. Its product is annotated as T-box transcription factor bifid. Gene Ontology annotation, cellular component: chromatin; nucleus. Lineage: Eukaryota; Metazoa; Arthropoda; Insecta; Lepidoptera; Noctuidae. The record is from RefSeq and is a predicted model, not a curated record. Gene Ontology annotation, molecular function: DNA-binding transcription factor activity, RNA polymerase II-specific; RNA polymerase II cis-regulatory region sequence-specific DNA binding. Gene Ontology annotation, biological process: positive regulation of DNA-templated transcription; cell fate specification; regulation of transcription by RNA polymerase II.